Messenger RNA from Lacerta agilis (Sand lizard), 891 nucleotides. RefSeq names its product NTF2-related export protein 2-like. Gene Ontology annotation, biological process: protein import into nucleus. The record is from RefSeq and is a predicted model, not a curated record. Gene Ontology annotation, cellular component: nuclear pore central transport channel. The coding region runs from base 148 to 573 and encodes 141 amino acids. Lineage: Eukaryota; Metazoa; Chordata; Lepidosauria; Squamata; Lacertidae. The transcript has a single exon.
GUGGCGGGGAGAGCUAUGUGUGGGCAGUGCGGUAGCAAAUCUCGAGCAGGAAUGCGGGAAUCGGGUUUAUUCUAGACCCUUGCGGGAAAGAGAAGGGAGGUUCCGCCUCUUAUUUUCCCGCCUCAGCCGCCGAGAGACGCCGUCCACAUGGCCACCUCGAUGAACUUUAAAACCUAUGUGGAUCAAGCUUGCAGAGCCGCGGAAGAAUUCGCAAAUAUCUAUUAUGAAACCAUGGAUAAAAGGAGGCGGGCGUUGACCAAACUCUACCAGGAAAAAGCGACCCUCGUUUGGAAUGGGAAUGCAGUAUCUGGGCAAGCAGCACUUGCAGAAUUCUUCGAAAAGCUGCCUUCAAGCGAUUUUCAAAUUACCACUUUUGAUUGCCAGCCUGUUCAUGAGCAAGCCACAGAGAACCAUAACACGAUCCUGAUUGUGACAUACGGCUUCGUCAAAUUUGAUGGCAACGAGCAGCAGUACUUCAACCAGAGCUUCUUGCUAACAGCACAAACCACAAACAACGGCACAGUGUGGAAGAUCGCAAGCGACUGCUUCCGCUUCCAGGACUCUCCUAAUUAGUGGGCAACCGCAGUUGGGUAUAUUUUCCUCUGGACAAGCUAAUUGGCUUUCAGGAUGGCCACAGGAUGACUUUCCCUGGGUGUGGGAAAGUCCCUCCUCUUUGGAAGAACUGCAGCUUGCCAGGAAGAACUAUCAACUUCACAACAACAAAAAUAAAACUUGAAAGGAAGGGCAGUUCCUUUCAGAACAUUCGCAUUGAUGCUGUUUGGAGAGCCACCUGUUUAAUUCUAAUUGUUCCAACACUGCUGUUAUCCUAUGUUAUCGUUUGAGCUGGCUUUCAUGAAUAAGAGUAAAAGUCCUCUGCUGUUUAUUCUUAUU